Messenger RNA from Python bivittatus (Burmese python), 1464 nucleotides. The record is from RefSeq and is a predicted model, not a curated record. Lineage: Eukaryota; Metazoa; Chordata; Lepidosauria; Squamata; Pythonidae.
AUGGAAGAAGCUCCUGGGACAGCUAUGGUGGCCCGGGCCGAGGAUCGACGUCGUCCUACAGAGAAAAUGCAAGGGGCCGUCCGUGCACACCCAGGCACGCGCGCUGACCCUGCUGCUCCCCUGCAGGUGGACCCCCUCCGGCAGGUAUGCCUGGUGCAGUUUGAGGACGACUCCCAGUUCCUGGUCCUGUGGAAGGACAUCAACCCAGCGGCCGUCCCGGGUGAGGAACUCUCCUGCUGCGUCUGCCGUUCAGAGGUCUCCAGCCCAGAGAAUCGCCUGGUGAGGUGUGAGAAAUGCAGCCACGCCUACCAUCAGGAAUGCCACCUGCCCCGGGUGCUCAGCGACGCUGCCUGGACGUGCAGGCAGUGCGUCUUUGCGGUGGCCACCAAGCGGGGUGGGGCCCUCAAGAAGGGGCCGUACGCCAAAGCCAUGCUGGGCAUGAAGCUGGUGCUGCCCUACCAGCUGAAGUCGCUCGAUUGGGAUGCUGAACACCUCACCAACCGUCAGCAAUGCUACUGCUACUGCGGAGGCCCCGGCGAGUGGAACCUCAAAAUGCUGCAGUGCUGCCGAUGCGGCCAGUGGUUCCACGAGGCCUGCACCCAGUGUCUGAGCAAGCCUCUCCUCUACGGGGACAGGUUCUACGUUUUUGAAUGCUGUGUCUGCACCCGAGGCCCCGAGAGCGUUCGGCGCCUGCCGCUGCGUUGGGUGGACGUGGCCCACCUCAUCCUCUACCAUCUCAGCAUCUGCUGCAAGAAGAAAUACUUUGAUUUUGAGCGAGAAAUUCUGCCUUUCGCCAGCGAGAACUGGGACAGCCUCCUGUUGGGAGAGCUCUCAGAGACGCCCAAAGGGGAACGGUACAGCCAGCUGCUGAGUGCCCUGACCAGCCACAAGGACAGAUUCAUCUCCGGGAAGGAAAUCAAGAAGCGCAAGGGCCUCUUCGGGCUGCACCUGCGUGUCCCACCUCCCGCCCCCCAAGCCCCAGAGAGCCCCAGGUCACCCCUCAUCUCCGGGAGCAGCUUGCUUUCAGGGCAGGGCAGGCGUGGGAAGGGGCUCGAGCGCCGGAGGGACAGGCGGCGCCGUCCAGGCCUGAGGGCAGCCUUGAGCACAGAGCAGCGCAGCGCCAAGGAGACCAAGGAGAGGGAGCGGCUGGACAGGGCCCUUACUCAGGAGGUGGUGCAGAGCCCGCUCAGCCCUAACCAGAGCUAUGGCGGCUACGGCGGCACCUGCAGCACGUACAACUUCCGCCGCACCGAUGCCCGCUGCCAGGACAGUGCCCCGAUCCGGAUGUUUGCCUCCUUCCAUCCCUCGGCCAACACCGCAGGGACCUUGAGCAGAAGCGGCGAGCCCCCCCUUGACCCUUGUGCUGCAGCCACCCCCGCCGCAGAGCAGCAGAGUCCGGAGCGGCAUGCCCCCGCGUUCCUGCCCUGCCCAGCGCCUCCCCCCAAAUGCCGAACCGCGUCCCCG